Molecule: messenger RNA, 1830 nt
Organism: Mus pahari (shrew mouse)
Lineage: Eukaryota; Metazoa; Chordata; Mammalia; Rodentia; Muridae
Gene: Bbox1
Product: gamma-butyrobetaine hydroxylase 1
Exons: 8
Coding region: 274-1437 (387 amino acids)
Biological process (GO): carnitine biosynthetic process
Cellular component (GO): mitochondrion
Molecular function (GO): gamma-butyrobetaine dioxygenase activity; iron ion binding
Source: RefSeq, a predicted model, not a curated record
AACUAAUCAAAAGCUCUCUAAAGACAUUUCCGUUGGAAUAUUCAGUGGCCAGGUAGACGCCACUGCGCCUGUACUCAGGUGAGAGCCGACAGCUCCUCCCUGCAGAAUGCAUAGGCUUCAUCUUCAAGUGAGUUUUGCAAUAGAAGAGCUGUCAGUGUGAACAGGUGGACGGGAAGUAAAAGCUCUUGUCUGCUUAUUCCUGGUGCAGCAGCUGGCUCCAGCGCAGAAGACAAGACAGGUAGCUGAUAGGAUUUAUCACCAAAGACGAGAAACAUGCACUGUGCCAUCUUAAAGGCAGAAGCACUGGAUGGGGCUCAUCUGAUGCAGAUCUUUUGGCACGAUGGGGCAGAGUCCCUCUACCCAGCAGUAUGGCUGAGAGACAACUGUCAGUGUUCAGACUGCUACCUACAAUCUGCAAAAGCUCGGAAACUUCUCCCGGAAGCUCUUGAUGUGAACAUUAGAAUCGAUGACUUGACAUUUGACCGGAAAAAGGUUUAUAUCACGUGGCCCAAUGACCAUUACAGUGAAUUCGAAGCGAAUUGGCUGAAGAAAAGAUGCUUUUCUCAACAGGCCAGAGCAAGGCUCCAAGGAGAAUUGUUUUUACCAGAAUGUCAGUACUGGGGCUCAGAGCUCCAGCUGCCGACUCUGAAUUUUGAAGAUGUGUUAAAUGAUGAUGACCAUGCAUACAAAUGGCUUUCCAGUCUCAAGAAAGUAGGCAUUGUGAGACUCACCGGAGCAGCUGACAAACGCGGUGAGAUCAUAAAACUUGGGAAAAGAAUUGGCUUCCUGUACCUCACAUUUUAUGGACACACUUGGCAAGUGCAGGACAAGAUUGAUGCCAACAAUGUGGCUUAUACAACUGGGAAGCUCAGCUUCCACACUGACUACCCAGCCCUCCACCAUCCACCUGGGGUUCAGCUUCUGCACUGUAUCAAGCAAACAGUCACAGGAGGUGACUCUGAAAUUGUAGAUGGGUUUAACGUGUGCCAGAAGCUCAAGGAGAAGAACCCUCAGGCUUUCCAUAUUCUCUCCUCUACCUUUGUGGAUUUUACAGACAUUGGAGUGGAUUACUGUGAUUUCUCUGUGCAAUCUAAACACAAGAUUAUAGAGUUGGAUGAUAAAGGCCAAGUGGUUCGCAUAAACUUCAACAAUGCAACCAGAGAUACAGUCUUCGAUGUCCCCGUCGAAAGAGUUCAGCCUUUCUACGCUGCUCUGAAAGAGUUUGUUGACCUCAUGAACAGCAACGAAUAUAAGUAUACGUUCAAGAUGAAUCCAGGUGAUGUGAUUACCUUCGACAACUGGCGCUUGCUUCAUGGACGUCGUAGCUAUGAGGCAGGAACUGAGAUAUCCCGCCAUCUGGAAGGAGCCUAUGCUGACUGGGAUGUAGUGAUGUCAAGGCUUCGUAUUCUGAGACAGAGAGUCAUGAAGGGGAACUGAAUCUCCUGGCCUUAAACUUUAGUGCAAGUCCAAUGACUGAAUGUUGCUAUCUAUAACUUGGUUAUUCUCAUAUCAUGACCAACAUCAUUCACAUAAUAAUUUCUUUAAAACUGAACAUGCAGCUUCUUUCAUCAGGGUGUUCUUCCCUGCAAUCAUAUUCAAUAUCUCUUAUUGGAUGUCAUGGUAAGGGUUAGUCUCAAAGCAUCCCUUCUGUGGCAUGCGCUCUCUGACUUUGCAUUAGCAAGUAUUACCAAAAACCCUUACAAAUAGUUUUGUAUCUAACAAAUCUUUCUGGAAAAUUAAACUGUUUUAUCCAUGAAUUAAAGCUUGUGUUUCAAAUAAAAGAUCUUAAAAUAUGUUCCUGCUCAGUUGCCUACGUGAUCUCAUUCUUCA